UUCGGAAUACAAUUGAUUCCAUAACAUGUGAUGAAUCAUUUAUCACAAAUAAUAUUUUUUGGUACACACAGUCAUUAAGAUAAAGCAAAGUACAUCAGACCCUAAUUCCCAACAGUUCAAAAACCAUUCUCCACUCCGACGCAAGAUGGCAACUACCACAUACCCCAGAAAACCAAUCCUCAUCUCAGGCGCCGGUCUCGCGUCUCUUUUACUCGCACAAUCCCUCCUCGGCGCCCAAAUCCCCUUCCUAAUCUUCGAAAAAGACGCAUCCCUCUCCUUCCGCGCCCAAGGCUACCGUCUCCGCCUCUCCGCCGAAGGCCUCGACGCGAUCGAAUCCGUGCUCGGCCCCAAAGAUUUCCAGACCUUCUGGGACCGAUGCGGGAAAACCGGCGGCGGAGGAGCUACUGCCAUAGAUGCCAGGACUGGGCUGAAGAAAGAAUUUCCGCAGCCGCCUGCUGAUGAGAAGCCGACGAAUCGGGUGGAGAAUUUGUCUUCGAGGGAGGGGAAGAUUGUGGGGAUUUCGAGGGGCGAUAUGAGGGCUUUGUUUAUGAAGGGGUGUGAGGCGUUUGUGUAUUUUUCGCACCAGGUCACGGGGUACGAACUUACGGAUUCUGGAGUUAGAGCGGUGUUUGCGGAUGGGUCGAAGUCAGUCGAGGGGGAGAUGUUGGUUGGUGGCGAGGGCAUUUAUUCUAAAGUCGCAAAACAGGUUUCUGGAGGGAAACUGAAAGUCUAUGAUACGGGAGCGAGAGGGAUUCAUGGACAGGCGCCCAGUACGGCAUUCAAGGGGCUGGGCGAGGGGGUUUGGGUUAUGAGGGAUGAGAGCAAUCCGAAGGGUAAGAUGUUUGUGAUUACGAAUGUGAGGCCGGGGGAGAUGGAUGAUCCGGAUGUGCAGUUUGGGUGGACAUUGGGGUCUCAGCCAGGCGUGAUUCAAGUACCGAAUGAUGAUUAUUCUUUGGUUGGGAAGCCGGCAGCGGAUAUUGCGAAGGCAUUGACGGCGGAGUGGGAUCCGAAGCUUAGGCCUCUGUUUACGGAGAUGACGGAGUAUGAAGCUGCGUUUUGGAAGAUCACUUGCUCAACUCCGAGUGGGGUUCCGGAAUGGAAGAAUGAACCGCGUGUUACUGUUAUUGGAGAUGCGGUGCACUCGAUGACUCCUGCGGGGGGCAUUGGAGCGAAUACGGCUAUGAGGGAUUCGGCGUUGCUGGGAAAACUGUUGGCAGACGCGGGCGGGUAUAAAGAGGGGAUUACAGAAGCUUAUGAAAAGGAGAUGAGAAUUUACGGUAGUGAAGCUGUGAAGUCAAGUUACGGGAUGGCAAAGAUGCAAUUUGGUGUUGUUAUCGAUGGGAACUCCAAUACGGUAUGAAGGGAAAGAGAGGGUAGAAAGAGAUAUAGAUCAAUUUUUUCAGUCGUCAAAGAGUUGUCUUGCAGUAUGUCAUUAUAUCUAAAGGUAUCUUCCCACUCUCAUUAUCAUCAGUGUGCGCCUAAAUAUGCGCCAAGUACUGUACAGAUACCAAUUCUAAACAUCCCCUUGCCG
Molecule: messenger RNA, 1531 nt
Organism: Mollisia scopiformis
Lineage: Eukaryota; Fungi; Ascomycota; Leotiomycetes; Helotiales; Mollisiaceae
Product: putative zeaxanthin epoxidase, chloroplastic
Exons: 1
Coding region: 146-1360 (404 amino acids)
Molecular function (GO): FAD binding
Source: RefSeq, a predicted model, not a curated record